AUGUGGCGACGCUGUGAAAUGAUAAAAUUCUGCGAGGAGAAUUUGCUCCUCGUCAUGACGAUGGCCAGCGUCGCCCUCGGCGUCAUUUUAGGUUUUCUUAAACCUUUUUAAUUGUAGAAAUUGGAUAGAGCUUCAAGUGCAUUUUUUAGAAAACAGUGGACUGAAACUAAAAGUUGACUGAGUAACCGAGCCACAGAGCAAACACUUUUUUUAAUGAAAAUUUAGAUCUAUUUUGUUUACUUCAUUGUUUUUCUACUUCAUGAAAGUUCAAAUUAAAUGAAGAAUUUUUUUUUCAAAUUGUUGAAUAAUGAACUCCCUUUAAGGCUUUGGACUGCGACCAUUGAACUUGCCACAAGAAACCUUGCAAUUGAUAAAUUUCCCCGGCGAAAUUUUCAUGCAAGUUUUAAAAAUGAUGAUUCUGCCGCUCAUUUUCUCGUCCUUGAUUUCAGGUGAGGAUAGAUUCUUCUAUUGUCUUUAUACAUACAUUUCUCAAAAUAAUGUCUAUUUGAUUGGACAAUACUUCAGCUUUGGCUCAAAUGGACGCUAAAGAAUCUGGUCAAAUGGGUCUUUCCACAGUCUUGUACUACCUAACGACAGCUACUCUUGCUACAAUCGUAAUUAAAAUUCGGAUUACAUCUCUAACAACUCAUCUUGCAGCUUGGAAUCUUUCUAGUGACGGUGAUCCAGCCAGGGGAUCCUUCGAUCAAAGGCGACGACGUGGCUCACGCCGACACCGACAGCAACGUCUCGCCUCUGGACACCUUCCUCGACCUCGUUCGGUACGACUUUCAGGCAAUACCAAGGUUGAUGGACUCUUCAGGAACAUGUUCCCGGAAAACAUCAUCCAGGCGACGUUCGAGCGGAUGCAGACGACGUACGUAGCAAUACGACCCAAUAUAGCUGCAAAGAAUGGGACAGGACCCGUGUUAGUGAAGCGAGCCGUUGGCAUGACCAAAGGGAUGAACAUCCUCGGCAUCAUUGUCUUCUGCACCGGAUUCGGCAUCGUGAUCUCUCAACUUGGCGAAAGGGCACGUAUCGUCGUCGACUUCUUCGUCAUUCUCGAUGCCGUCAUCAUGCGUUGGGUCGUCACGCUCAUGUGGUUAGCGUCGUGACGUCUUCCCAUACUUAAUCAUUUCUCAGGUUCGCGCCGGUGGGAAUCACGUGCCUCAUCUGCGGAAACCUUCUCGAGCUUGACGACCUCUCCGACAUCGCCGAAGUCCUUGCUCUGUACUUUUCCCAUCUUAUGUAAAUAAAUGAGGAAUAUUUUCAGGUACACGUUCACUGUGGUAGCUGGUCUGCUUUUACACACCGUUCUGACCAUUCCCUUGCUCUACUUCUUCAUCACACGCAAGAAUCCGCUCACCGUCUUCCGAGGGAUGAUUCAAGCGAUUGUGACGGCUUUCGGCACGGCUUCUGGGUAUAGCUAUCCAAUAUUGAAAAUGAGACUUUCUUUUCAGUGGAGCGACCUUGCCAAUGUCAAUGCAAUGUCUGGAAGAUGCUUGUGGGGUCGAUAGGAGAAUCUCCAGAUUCGUUCUGCCGCUGGGCUCAACCAUCAACAUGGACGGCAACGCCUUGUAUGAAGCCGUGGCCGUCAUUUUCAUCGCCCAACUGAACAAUGUCCAAUUGUCGAUAGCUGAGGUGCUGACAGUUAGGUGAGCUGAGAUUUCUGAAGCGUCAGUUCAUUUAUCUUCUAGUAUAACCGCUACAAUAGCUUCUAUUGGUCUUGGCUCAGUUCCAGCCGGCCUAGUAUCCAUCCUACUCAUCCUCAACACCGUCGGUCUUCCAGUCCGCGACGUUUCGAUGCUUUUCACCGUUGAUUGGCUUUUGUUAGUCGAAUCGAGAAACCUUCUCCAUAAUCCUUAAAAUUCUAGAGAUAGGAUACGAACGGCUGUCAAUGUCCUCGGCGAUGCCUACGCCGCCUCCGUCGUCCAACACAUUUUACAGGUAUCCAACUUCAAUCAGAUUGAGAUCAGAAAGUCCUUCAGAAAAACCUGGACAUCGCCGACUCCAGGAACGACUACAAGGCGGAAAUCAAGGAAGAAAUCGAAUUGCUCAAGUCGGCAGCCACCAGCCGACGACCUUCAUUCAGCUUCUCCGAACAUUCCAAAGAAGUCGGUGAAGCUUUAUUGAAAAAGUCAAUCAUAUGGUUUAGAUUUACUUCAACGCCCUGGCGACGGCCGGCAACUCGAGGAUCGGGUCUCGACGCGGCUCCGCUUCCACUUUCAAUCUCACUUGGCGAAACGCCAACAUUGAACCGCCUUACACUCCCUUGCCGAAUGUUGAAAUUGUUUGA
This is a messenger RNA of Caenorhabditis auriculariae, 2293 nucleotides long. Lineage: Eukaryota; Metazoa; Nematoda; Chromadorea; Rhabditida; Rhabditidae. The record is from the annotation of a GenBank genome assembly.